Messenger RNA from Triplophysa rosa, 8099 nucleotides. RefSeq names its product ALK receptor tyrosine kinase (gene alk). The coding region runs from base 922 to 6051 and encodes 1709 amino acids. Gene Ontology annotation, cellular component: membrane; signaling receptor complex. Gene Ontology annotation, molecular function: protein binding; transmembrane receptor protein tyrosine kinase activity; ATP binding. The record is from RefSeq and is a predicted model, not a curated record. Gene Ontology annotation, biological process: multicellular organism development; positive regulation of kinase activity; protein phosphorylation. The transcript has 29 exons. Lineage: Eukaryota; Metazoa; Chordata; Actinopteri; Cypriniformes; Nemacheilidae.
UUCGUCAUACACAGAUAUUAAUUAAAAACUAAUUAUUGGCACCGUGCCGCCAUUCGGAGGUGCCAUCUCGGAAAUCUUCGAGCGCCUCAAUGAGCGUCGCCUGAAAUUACCGUCGUUUUGCGGAGCAAGUUUCUCAUAUCAGCUAUAAGGACCUGCUGCUGGUGACGUCAUAAGGAGAUGUAGAAGUGAGUUUCACGAUCAAAAAAAUCAGAGCGUCGGGGUGGCACGCGCACUGUCGGCUCGCGCACACGCGGCAUUUUAAGGCUCAAAUGAGCAGCUCGCGCUGAAAAGACUCCUUCGUUUUGACUGGCUGCGCAGGUAAGACCCACUCGAUUUAUACAGACCGUGUUCACAAAAGCGAAAAGUAUAGCAGGUGUUAUUGUUAUGAAAUAAAGUUCUGUUUAUUCCCGACAACAACGUCGUCCGUUAUGGAUUAUGUUUGAUUUCUGCGCGCGCAGUUUGGCGUGCUUGUCGAAAAGUGGACAGGUUAAACGAGUAAGGAUCUGUAGUUGCAGGACUGCCUAAGAUAUUUAAAGAGGUUCCCAAAGCUCUUUGAUGACAAAACGACUUCUUUCACGGCUAAGCAUUGCAUUCAGAUACAAGGAGCCUUUGAGCUGCCCAGGGGAACUUGUUAGGCAUACCAAGAAGGUCCACAAGAGGCGAAUCUUUUAAUCUUUUUUUAUUUUAUUUCUUGUACAUAGAACGCACGUGUGGAUCAUACUUAUGUAAUAUGUGGCAAUUAAAUCGCAACCUGGAGAGCUUUUCUAAAAGCAAACCCGCAUUUUUGCACAAAGAAAAGCAAUGUAGACCCUGAAUAGCUAUCCAUUCGUUUUCCGUUUCAUCUCUCCCUUUGGAGACAGUGGGUAUAGGCUACUGGAAUAAAGCAGAAUCGACAACAAAAGGAUCAUUUUAACCUAAACCAUGAUUGCCCGGAUACUGUACUUUUUUCUUUGGUCUGCGGCAUUUUUAUCCGAGCUGCAGUGCGCUUCUCAGAGAGCCGCAGACGCAGUUACUACUAUCCCCACGUCCGUUUUCAUCAACGGCACCGACAAAAAGGACUCCAACCAAACCUUCACCUCACGCCUCAAAAGGAAGACGCUGUCGGUGGAUUUUGCCGUGCCGUCGCUGUUACGGCACUACAUGGCUCUGUUUAUAAAGCGCCCGCUUAACGGAGACUGUCUGACGUUUAACGGAUGUUACACGGUACGCGCGAACUUACUUAUGCGCUGCGAGCCGCUACAGAAAACCAUCGCCAGUUUGCUCUAUGUAAAGUCGGCCGCAAUGAAUGUCAACAAAUCCAGCACUGCACAGCUCCCGUAUCGAAACAAGCGGCCAGUGCCAAAAGUUUUGAAUUUGGGUUUGACCAAAGCCAGUCGAAAGUCCAAUCAAGUUGUGGUGGAGGUGGGCGAGGAGAUGGUUAAAACGGGAUGUGGAGGUCUGCAUGUGUAUGAGGACGCGCCGGUUCUGUUUUUGGAAAUGGACCUAACGCGGAUUUUGGAGUGGUGGCUGGGGGCAGAGGGAGGUCGGCUCAGGGUCCGGCUCAUGCCCGAGCGAAAAGCUCAGGUCCCAGUAAAGGAGGACAAGUACUCCUCGGCCAUCAGAGCUUCAGACGCCCGACUGUUUCUCCACAUAGCCUCAAGUGACCGACCCAUGCCGAAAAACUCUGGAAAUUCCUUCGCUGCCCCCAAAUAUUGGAACUUUUCAUGGAUAGCAGUGGACGAGCUAACCUUCCCUGGGGACCCUGUAUCAACUUCAGAUUGCUCCACAAAGGGAAAGUCAUGUGACCGUGGGCAUACUGGAUAUUAUCCUGAGUUUGCAUGGAGUUUAACAUUAGCAGAGGACUCCUGGGCAAAGAACCACAUGAUGGAGAGUACAAAACCGAGUACCCAGGGAUGGGAGGAAGACCGGUUUCUCACAGUGAACGGCUCAUCUCUGACAGGGCCGUGGGUUUUGAGCCCAUGGCUACGUGCCACCCAUCGGCCCUGUGGUUUGGAUUUGACUGUGUUUUUGCACCCCAGGCAGAGUGGACGUUACACUGUCUGGCUCAUUGAGAGGGACAAGCCACCACUUGCUCUCCUGACCACAGAGCACCCCCACAUUAUUGGCUGGGCGGUGGUGCACCUGAGCUUGGGCGCUCGUAGCAAACCCUUCAGGAUUUCUUCCAGCUACAACCAGCCCGGCAACAUGGAGAGAGCGACCUAUGACUUUCGUUUCACCACCAAUUGCACCAUAGAAACCUCUCGAAACGUCACUCUCCGGGGCCACUAUCACUGCAGAGAGGGCAGAGAGAUCAAUGUGAGCCAGCUGUGUGACUUCAACCCUGACUGUCCACAAGGGGACGAUGAGGGAGAACAUUGCCGUCAGUUCCUCAAUGGAAGCUAUUGCUCGUUUGGAAGGGAAGACUGCAGCUGGCAAGUGGUUCCAGGUAGCGGUCCCCAAUGGCGUGUCCAUCCAUCCAUUCCCAAAGGCCUAAGAAACAGCUGUCCAUCAUCAGGGGCGGUGUUGGCCAUUGACAGUCAGCCCAAAGGUCGGCGGGGAUCAGGUCAAGUCCGAAGUCCGCUUUUCUUCUACCCACUGCGGAAUGCCCCUUGCAUGGUCAAGUUUUGGGUGUGUGGAUCUUCAAAUGGAGUGCUCUCCCUCUGGAUUAUAGAGAACAGCACAGGUCCCGAGGCCCAUCGCAGUCUCUGGAACUCAACGAACGAGGAUGAUAUGGGCAAUGGAUGGAAACUCAUUACCUUACCUCUUUUUGGAUUGGUGGAUCUGUUCAACCUGCAGUUCAAUGCAGAUAUUUCUUCUGGUGCAGGAAAUGCAUUUGCUGUGGACAACUUUACUCUAAGCAUGGAAUGUUUUCUUGAAACCAAUGGAGAAUUUCCUCCGGUAGUUCCCACAAGCCCUACACAAGUGUUGUUCACACCAAGCAAUGAAAACAUCAAGACCACUACACCACUUUAUGGAGUGCCUGGAGCAUUUUCUCUUCAACCCACGUUGACAGAAUUUGUCAAGUGGAUAUUCCACACAUGCGGAGCCACAGGACAAGAUGGUCCAACGCCAACUCAGUGCAGUAACUCCUAUCGCAACACCAAUGUCAAUGUCACUGUGGGAACUAAGGGACCAUUCAAGGGUAUCCAGAUGUGGCGGAUCCCAGAGACAAGGAAAUACAGGAUCACAGCGUAUGGAGCAGCUGGUGGGCGCAGUGUCUUGGCAGUUCACAAGUCGCAUGGGGUCUACAUCACUGGAGACUUUCUAUUGCAGAAGGAUGAGCUGCUAUAUGUUCUAGUAGGACAGGAAGGAGAGUAUGCUUGCCCUAAUAUGGUGCCUACAAUGGACCGGAUCUGUAGAGAACAGCAAGGACCCUCCAUCAACAAGACCCAGCUUAAGGGAGGGGGAGGCGGAGGAGGGGGGGCAACCUACAUUUUCAGGGUGGAGAAAGGAGUCCACAUUCCUUUGCUCAUUGCUGCUGGAGGUGGUGGUCGUGGCUACAGCAGCCAAUCAGAAAACCCAGAAGAAGUGAUGGACAAAGAUCCCAGCAUUCCCGGACGUAAUGGCAGAUCAGGAGCAGCAGGGGGUGGUGGAGGCUGGAAUGACAGUGCCCCUGUUCCUCAAGGUGGUAGGCCUCUCAUCCUGGGAGCUCAGGGCGGAGAGCCCUGUCAACUUAUGGGCUGGAAGACUCGAGGUGGUUUUGGUGGCGGCGGAGGGGCCUGCACAGCUGGCGGAGGAGGUGGAGGAUACAGAGGAGGCAGUGCAUCACCGGAUAAUGAUCCCAGAAAGGAUGGAGAUGAUGGAACAUCUUUCAUAAGCCCUGAUGGCGAGAUGUAUCUGGAGCCACUUAAAGGCAUGGAGGGCGACGGUGAAGUUAUCAUCAACCCAGUGCAAAACUGCAGUCACUGUGAAUCAGGAGAUUGCCACGAGACCUUUGAGGGCACAGUUUGUUACUGCGAUGAAGAUCUCACUCUAGCCCCAGACGGAGUGUCAUGUAUUAACUCCACUGAUGUCUCUAUCCUGUACGCCCAGCCAUCUCUGUCUCAUCUGGCACUGGGCCUGUCUGUGGGGACCUCUGCACUCAUUGCCGCCUUGCUCUUGGCUGUGUCUGGCGUCAUGAUCAUGUACCGACGUAAACACACUGAGCUGCAGUCUAUCCAGCUGGAGCUACAGAGUCCUGACUGUAAACUCAGCAAACUACGGGCUUCCACCAUUAUGACAGACUACAAUCCCAAUUACUGCUUUGGCGGAAAGACUGCCUCUGUCAAUGAUCUGAAGGAGGUUCCGCGGCGCAACAUAUCUCUGACCAGAGGUUUAGGUCAUGGUGCUUUUGGGGAGGUCUAUGAAGGACUUGCUGUUGGGAUACCAGGAGAGCCCAGCCCUAUGCAGGUGGCUGUCAAGACACUUCCCGAGGUGUGCUCUGAGCAGGACGAACUAGACUUUCUCAUGGAAGCUCUUAUAAUCAGCAAAUUUAGUCACCAGAACAUUGUACGUUGUAUUGGGGUGAGUCUUCAGGCUCUGCCUCGCUUUAUUCUGCUGGAACUGAUGGCUGGAGGAGAUCUCAAGAGCUUUCUGAGAGAAACUAGACCCAGACUAGAGCAUCCUUCCAGUCUUACAAUGGUGGACCUUCUCAACAUAGCCAGAGACAUAGCCCGUGGCUGCCAGUACUUAGAAGAGAACCAGUUCAUCCACAGGGAUAUUGCAGCCAGGAAUUGUCUUCUGACCUGCAAAGGACCAGGGAGGGUGGCUAAGAUUGGGGACUUUGGGAUGGCAAGAGACAUCUACAGGGCCAGCUAUUACAGGAAAGGAGGCCGCGCUAUGCUGCCGGUCAAAUGGAUGCCCCCUGAGGCUUUUAUGGAGGGAAUCUUUACCUCAAAAACAGAUACAUGGUCAUUUGGAGUUUUGCUUUGGGAAAUCUUCUCGCUGGGCUACAUGCCUUACCCGAGUCGCAGUAAUCAGGAGGUGCUGGAGUUUGUGACUAAUGGAGGCCGAAUGGAUCCACCCAAGAACUGCCCCGGGCCAGUGUACCGGAUAAUGACACAAAGUUGGCAACAUCAACCAGAAGACAGACCAAACUUCUCAACUAUUCUAGAGAGGAUUGACUAUUGUCUACAGGAUCCGGAUGUGGUGAAUGUGCCUUUGCCUGUUGAGUAUGGCCCCAUCCCUGAGGAAGAGGAGCGGGUACCCAUGCGUCCCGAAGACCCCUCUGCCCCCUCCUUGCUUGUAAACCCUCAGGGCGCAGAGGAUGCAUCAUCUGCUGCUGCCACCAACACCGAGCAGGCUAAAAGAGACGAAGAUUCCUUGCAUUCCUCUAUGAGCAGCCAAUCCUCUGAUAACAAAUGCCAACCUGUUCCCCCAUCUCAACCCCACACCCAUCACCACCCACACCCCACAGUAACCACUACCCCCAUUGCUGCUGCCAAACCUUCUUCUAUCCUGUCCGCCCAGGAUGGGGGCCAUGUGAACUUAGCUUUCAUGCAGGCCAACUCAUCAGAAAAGGAGAGCCGUAAUGGGAAACCCACCAACCUGUGGAAUCCCACUUAUGGAUCAUGGUUCCUCCAGCAGCAACAGAAGCGGCAGCAGGCUCAGGUGCAGAGGCAGACAAGCGGCCCACGGAUCCCAGGUGAAGGUCAGGAACAAGCAGGCCGGACUGUGACAGUAGCGGAAGCUCUAAACCUGCAGCAACAGCACAAACAGCAACAGUACCAACAGCAGCUCCAACAUCAACAACAGCAGCUGCAGCAACAAGGCAUGUGUCGGCCACUUUUACCCCCUCCACCGCCACCUGCCCCGGCACCAUUACUGCUGGAUUCAGCCACCCUAGCUCCAGUCCCUCUCUACAGACUUCGUCGCUUCCCUUGCGGCAACAUCGGUUAUGGCUACCAGGAGCAAGGCCUACCCAUGGAGCCCAUGCCGGGGCCCCAGCCACCUCCCCAUUCUGGGCAGCAGAGGCCCAUCUCUUUAACUCGGGCUAGUGGGCCUGAGGACAGCCGCCCACUUUUGGUUACCAUGGGAACGGUGCAGGACUCCAGACUUCCGAAAAUGGAAGGGCACAAUGCUACUGUGCUGUGACUGUGCACGCUGUCUCUCUCUCUCUGUCAGUGCCCACUCUGCGAAACACUGUGCUGUUCAGCUAUAUCCACCCUUUGUGCUUUUUUACAUUGUGCUUUACCAUAAAGACAGGACUGAAUGAAAAGGUUAUAUACUGUAAGCUCAAAGAAACGCUACAAUUCACAGUCACUGAAAAAGAAUGAUUGAUAGUUGUUUGCAUACAGAAAUAAGACUGUUGUUCUUCUGAAGGCCACAACUGAAAGCUUGAGAGACAAAAAAAAACUGAUUAAGCCCUCACAAAGACUAUAUUAUAUGAUAUUUUUUCAAAAUUGGGGAGAAAAAAAAUAAAAAUGGGUUUGUUGAUGUUUGCUUGCCUGCUUGUUUAUUUAUUCAUUUAUUAUUUGGAGGUCAUGUAAAUUAUUAAUGGGUGUGCUUCAGAAAGCGAACUGUCCCAUUCAUUAUCAUUUUGUUCACUCUCAGACUUGGUUCGCUUUUAAACUGCUGCAGUUUUCAUCUAUCAAAUAUAAUCAAUAAAAAUAGUAUGUAAUGGUUUGUGUGUGAGCAACGGACUGGUGUUUUAGUGAGUUGGUGGCUUUUUCUACAAUGUGAUAACCCAUUGCCAUGCUGUUAGAAUAGAAACAUGUUGCAACUGGUAAAGUCCCUUUUCACAGGACACUUCAAUGCUCCUCUUACCACAGGUAUCAUGCACUGCUUUGACCUUCACAUGAAAAGCACUGUAGAAGGGUUUUAUUUGUAAAAUAGCAGGAAGAGCACAGAAAUGUGUUAAAGGAAAGUAUGUGAUAAUCUCAGAUUAGAAAGAAAUUGAUUUGUCAAAUAUAGGCUACAUGCGACAAAGACCAUCUAAACCAGGCUGGUAAAAGGUGAUUUUGCAGCACAUUUUAGGUAGUCCGACCAGCAUGGCUUUCUGGUGAAGCUUGUUGACCAAGAAACUCUUGAUGGUUCAGUUAUUCUUCAGCAGGGGAACCUUUGUUGCUGUGUCAUACUCAGUGUAUUUACGUUAGCUCAGUCUUUCACUGAUUUUGUUAUCAUUUCCAUGGCGGCACCAACCAAGAAUGAUACACCAUACCAUACUAUGUUUCGAAAGGACAUUCGUAAAUGGGAUCAAAGUUGUUUGAAAGCUCAGUGUCACUACAGUGAUAAAGUUCCACACAACCAUGUUUCAUCAUAGCUGGACACUUUGUUUCUUAGAUUAAAGCAUUGUGGUAUGACUCUUGACUUUGCCUUGGCAUUGGCUGUGUAAGAUGAAAUUCUUGCAUUUGACUUUGAAUGAUAAGGUAUUAAUAUUUUUUUCUAUUUGGCAUUUGGCUUUAAAAUGAAUUUUUGUGUAUAUAAGGGCCUUACACCCUUUAUUAUAAACAUUAUUAACUAUCCAUCUGUCUUUGUUACUGUUUCUUUGUGUAGAGGAAUUAUUUAAAGCAUAAAAAAAGAGCAUCCAUUUCCACAUAUAUUUUUUGACAGUCAAUGUCAAAAAAUAGAUCUUUCUUCUCAUUUCUCUCAAGCUGCUAUAUCAAACACAUUUCUUUGUACUGUUUUAUGUACUAUGAAAAAGAAAUGCUGUACUUGAUGAAGGAAUAUUUGUGGAUUAUUUUUCACUCACCAAGAAAGUCUACUAUUUUUGUCACUAGUAGUCUUAAAAAAUCCUAUUUCAUCCUUAUCCUUCUUUGUCACCUUCGUAACAAGUCUUAUAUUGGUAAUAUCAAAGAAUGAUAAAAAGUAUGUUUAAAAUAUUAUUUUAUACAGUAUGUAACAAUUGUUAAAACAACAAAAUUGCAGAGGGUGGCUUUUUGUUGGCAUUAAUGUUUUUCUGAUGUCAUAAAUAGUACAUUUAUGUAUGUUUUGAUACAGCUGGUCUGAGGUUUAAAAACUGCCUGAUAUGGAUUUGGGAGAAUAAAAAGUGAGUUGUGUUGUAUGAAGAUUUUUUCCCUUUUUAAUUCCUUUUUUAAAUUUUCCUCUUCGCAAUGACAAAGUGACCACACUUGUAAAAGUGUUGUAAAAUCUUAUUGUAUCAUGUGUCUGUAAUCUCUGUAAAUUGAUAUUCAAUAAUGAGA